Messenger RNA from Saprolegnia diclina VS20, 1507 nucleotides. RefSeq lists its product as hypothetical. The transcript has 10 exons. The record is from RefSeq and is a predicted model, not a curated record. Bases 45 to 1244 code for a protein of 399 amino acids. Lineage: Eukaryota; Oomycota; Saprolegniomycetes; Saprolegniales; Saprolegniaceae.
CGGCAGGACGCUCUUUCGUGUCUCUCAUUCGACACUUGGCCACGAUGCAGUGCGCCGAGGAUGCUGAGAACGCGGCGAGCCUCGACGCGCUCCUCGCGUCCAAGUGCUACGUCGGCUGCACGGUGGCCGACGCCAUCGCGCGCCUCUCCGCCUACGAGCACGUCCAGACGACCCAAGCGCGCAACGCGGUUUUCUUGUUGCGCCUCGCGGCCUUUGAGCAAACGAUCAGCGACAUGGCCAUCGACAUCCACUACCUCAAGAAAGAAGCCACAGUGGUGGAAGGCGUCGUGUUCACCGCCGACGUCGACGCUCUCCUCCGUCGGCCCGGUGCGCUCAGCUCCUUUAAAGCGCUGGCCGACGAGCCUUGCGUCCGCGCCAUGUUUGCCGCGCACCGUCCGCGCUUGACGGACGCGGUCUUCCAGCGCUGUCUUGUUGCGCGCUUCAUCACGCUGCGCUUACCCGACGCCAUCGCGGCGCAGGCGGCCAACACCGACGCCAACGCGCGGGCCAACGCCGCCGCCGCCGUCGACACGCUGGACGACUUUACGUCUGCUGAAUUGAACAGCGUUUUGCGGGCGCUGCUGGAAGAACGGCAAAGUGACAGCAACGAUUUCUAUCUCUUCCACUCGAACGUCUUUAGCUGGGUGUCGAGAGAGCGGUCCCGCAAUGCGACCCGCGACAUGGACGGCAAGGUCCUACUCGUGCCCGUCGCGACUAAGGCCCGAUGGGACCUCGCAGUCAUCGUGCGCACGGGACGCAGCGCGGUAGACAUGCACAUCUUUGGCCCGCGGCGCAAGUGCGCGGACAAGGUCACGGACAAGGUCGAGGGCUUGGUGCGGACUCUUCUUGGCGCGUGCGAGAUUCGCCACGUCCACAUGCCGUUGACGUCGAUCAAGGUCGCCAAGGAGUUCCAUUUUGCCUAUAUGGCCGUCACCCUCCGAGCGUUCCUGCGCGAGCACGCCAAGCGUAAAACGAUGACCUACAGCAACCAUGGCGUCCUGGACGUCGACUGGAUCCACGACUUUGCGCCGACGCACAGCUACGACGACAUCAUGGCCAUGCAUGCAUUUGCACGCGCGCACCACACGCAAGCUGCCGAACUGGCAGACGUCGCUGGAGCGAUCCGAGAUCUCUCGGCCUCGGCCUUUAGCGGCCUGGCGUCGGUCACGGCAGCUGAACCCAGCGCGUCGAAGCGCAAGGCGCUGUUGUCCAAGACAACGUCGAAGAAGGCCAAGAACCAGUAGCCAGCGUCGACCCUUCGCAGAAUGCUGCGCUCAACAGACGUCCUACUAGUAGUUGAUAAGUCCUAGUUGAUAAAUCUUGGGCCUUAGCAUCCUUGGCUGCCAUUCGAUCCCUAACCCGAACCCUACCCGAGCCCUCCGCCGAUCGAAUUUGAAUUCAUCGGGUUUAAGAUAAUACUGCUCUACGUCAAGUCACGUACUAGUAUCCGAUACACUUGUGGAUACUGGUACUAUCCUAAUCGUUUGCACAUUUAAACACGAGACGA